Gamsiella multidivaricata is the source of this 3420-nucleotide messenger RNA. RefSeq lists its product as uncharacterized. Bases 87 to 3326 code for a protein of 1079 amino acids. NCBI's taxonomy places the organism in Eukaryota, Fungi, Mortierellomycota, Mortierellomycetes, Mortierellales, Mortierellaceae. The record is from RefSeq and is a predicted model, not a curated record. The transcript has 5 exons.
AUUUUCGCACUGACCUAUCUGGAGGACGCGUCGUGUGUCUUGCUUGAAAAACGCGUCUACGAUCGACGCGCUCUGAUGUUUACGAUAUGCGUGACGUGCCUUUCUUGGGCGCAAGGCAGGUUCGCAACUUGUCAGCGCAUCGCGAUUCAGUAAACUUACGCCUCGAUCGAUCGACAUCCAUUAUUUAUACCCGCUGGUACAAGGCGAACAUCGCUUCUAGCGCAAUACUUUCCCCUCUUGCAAGGAUUUGCCUGUGUACUUGCUGUCGCUUCGGCCCGGGACAGGACAGGAUGCAAUUUGCAGAUGCGAGGCUGAAAUCAUUCAUCCAACGAGGGCGCUCUUGGCCCUACAAGAGCUCAACACACAAGGCUGUCCCUGAAUUGUUGGCAGAUGCAGGAUUCUACUGGAGACCAGCUGCUACAUCGCCCGAUAACGUGGUUUGUUUUCUUUGUGGAAAAUCGCUGGAUGGCUGGACCGAAAGCGACGACCCGUACGACGAACAUAGUAGUCAUUCGCGGACAUGCGGCUGGGCAAUUGUUAAGACGAUUCCAAUACUCGAUGAUGACUUGCCCUUUCGCUGGGACGAUGCGUAUGAGCUCCCUAAGGGUCAGAGGAUGACUAAAGCGCGAAUGGACACUUUCGGAAAAUGGUGGCCGCACGAGCGGAAGAAGGGGUGGUUUGGCAAUAUGAAGAGGAUGGCGAAGGCAGGUUUCUUUUACGCUCCAGUUGACGACUCAAUAGACAAUGUUCAGUGCCCUUACUGCAUGUUGGCGCUGGAUGGAUGGGAGGCAGAGGAUGAUCCAGUUCAUGAACACCAAAGGAGAUGUCCUUCCUGCCCCUUUUUCGCAACGAGAGCCGCAGCACCGACAAUGGCUUCAGCAGCCAAGGCAACAAAGAUCAAAAGAAAGGAUACGUCGGGAUCCAUGGAUGUUCUCAUUGCUAGAGAACAGGGCUUGCUUUUAUCACCGCGAUCACAAAAAGUACACGCGCCGAUAAUGGACAUGGGAGAUAUCAGGAGGGUUUCCUUUGCAAGUCGAAUGCUCAAGUCGCCUGCGACAUCUUCAUCAGUUUUUCAAAGCAAUGACAGCCAGGACGUUGGUACAUUAAGGCCAUCUACCCCCACACCGGCUAGCGCAUUAAAGAGGAGCUCAAAAGGAGAAAACUCGUCACCCCCAGUACGAUCGGUCGAAUUCACCCUGCCCGAGGCUCUAGCGAAGGAUCCAACGAAGGUUACAGAAGGAAAUAUUGUAACAAAGCGGAAAUCACAAUCAAGUGAACCGGAUGUGCCACUAAAACUGAACCAGGAAAUCGAGGUGGAGGAGCCUGAGCCAGCAGUGGGAUCAUUCACAUCAAACCCCAGUAUGAGCGCAGACUCGUCAUCUAUCACAACACCGAUUGAAGCCUCAACUCGACCAUCACGAAAGCGAAGGCCGGCAGGUAGGGCUGAUACGGAGUCGUCUACUUCUUCCGCGUCCUCGAUAUCAUCGCGCCAGGCAAAGUCACUUAAUGUAUCUGUUGUGAUCACCAAGAAGCGGAAGCUGACAAAGGAAGAGCGAGCUUUAAACCGCAAAAACUGGGGCAAAACGUACACUCAGGAUACUGAGGUUGGAUCCAUCGUAUCUACUCCGCCGGUUGCAAUAUCGUUGGAAAGGACACUUUUAGGAGAUGAGAACUCGAAUGAUGAUAAGGACAAGGAACAGCACCAGAACCAAAAGCAACAGCGGGAGCGGAGUACAAGCAAUGGUUCGCAGUUGCCUGGGAAGCGGCGAAGGAUCAGAUCCAUCGAAAUCAUUGAAGUCAGCGACAGCGAUGCUCCAGUAAUGAAACCUACGGCAGAAGUUCAGAAGGAUAAUCAGGACGAAGCUGAAGUGGUUGAGGUGGACACUAGCCAUGCCCAGUCCGAUACUGAUAACGCCGCCAGGAUGAAUUACGACGAAGCAGCGGAGCGCCUAAAAACACCGGAACGGGAACCGGAAGACUUGGUGCAGGACAUUGAGAACGCUAAAGAUGCUGCUGUGGAUUAUAUGAAUCCUGUUAAGCGGACGUCGUCAAGCCUGGACGCUGACGAUUGGGAAGAUGAAGACCACCGUGAGAGCACUCAAUCUCGAUUCUCAACACCGUUCCUUUCACCAUCUAAAUGGGCAGCCGAUGGUACGCUAUCAUCAUCGACACCAAACCCCAAGAAGACCCCUUCGCAACCCUUGCCAAGUAUAACUCCUCGGCAGAAGAUCAAGGACAUAGUCGGGAACGCACCACAUUCGUCAUAUUUGGGAUCACCUGCAGCUAGAAAGACCACCCGAGGCCAUCUUCUAUCACCAAAGCAGAAGCAACAAAGUUUGGUCGAUCGCUUGGAGGAUCUGAUGCAUGGAAACGACAGUUCGGAGGUUAUGGCUGUGGCAGAGCAUGCCAUCAAAGAGGAGGUCAGAGCACUGAGGCGUACACAGAACAAGGAGCGGAAGCGGGUUACGACAGCUGCUGCGUCACAAGUUGUAGGGGAACACUCGGAAGUCCAUAGAGACCAAAAAUACAAAUCAGAUCAACGGGAUGAAAACCCCAUGUCGUCAGAACCGGAAGCAAUUAGCAACAAGGACAUCAUGCAGACGCCAGUCAAGAAAGCGAGCAUCAUGUUGCUAGAGUCCACAACGCCCGCCACAUCUGUAAGGUCGCCUCUGCCGAUUUCCAAGGUAAUCUCAGCCAUAGGGGCUGCUUCGCGUCGGAACAACAACUCUCCUGCAUCGCCCUUUGUCAGGACGCCGGUGAAGAGGCGAAUCGAUCUACUCAGAUUGGAGGAUUUGGAGACCGGGGGAAGCAGCAUUGAUCGACACAAUGACCAGGAUCAACCAAGCCCGCCUAGAGAGAUGUGGGACCCUAAAUCCGACGAUAAUCCGUUUAUUGAGAAGCCCCGAACCCAGUCGAACGCAUCAAGGAUAGAGCCAGAUGGAGGGAAGACGCAUCGGUCAGAUGUUGAUACCCAAGUCGUAAAGCCUCCGUGGCAGGACGAGCAGGCAAGGCUGCUGAGUGGACCUCAAAGGGCUUUAGAUGAGAUGCCAGAAUGUAGCAGCAAACCACAGCAGGAUUAUGAUGGAAAGCCAGUACCUACACUUCGACUCCACAAGGACCCUGAAAUCGACGAGAAACGACUGAGACUUAUGAAGGAAGCCAAUAUCACGGAGAGCGAUCUCAAAAUGACAGUCGAGGAGUUUCACCGCCACUGGACGGAGGAGCAGGUGAGGCUGCUUGAGUUGCAAGCGGAGGCAUGGAUCCAGCGGUUCCAGGAGGAGUGCGACCGUGUCAAGAGGGCUCUGUGCGAUAACGGUACCAUGUAGUUCCAAGCUGGGACAUUGCACAUUUGUAGAAUAGAAUAAUUAAUAAUAACCAAUGUUGGACUGCCAAAUAGCACGAUAACACAGCAUUGCAAGC